AUGCCUCCGUUAGACACCGGCGAUCCCAAUAUCGUCGUAAUCAACUACGAAUCAGGCAACCUGCGCAGCGUCGCCCGGGCCGUGGAGAAAGCGGGCGUGGUGCCGUGUGUGACGUCAGACCCGGCCAUGCUGGAUUCGGCCGACGCCGUGAUAUUGCCGGGUGUGGGCUCGGGCCCGGCGGCAAUGUCAGCGCUGAAUGCCCGUGGCUUGGUGGAACCGUUGCUCGGGUAUAUUGCCAGCGGGCGGCCUUUUUUGGGGGUUUGCCUCGGUUUGCAGUUGUUGCUGGAAGCCACCGAUGAAGGCGACGCCGACUGCAUUGGCCUGGUUCCGGGACGGGUCAGGCGACUGCCGGACGGAAUGAAGGUGCCGCAUAUGGGCUGGAACACUGUGCGCUUUCAGACCGAGCAUCCGCUAUGGGCCGGCAUCCCGCAGGACAGCCACUUCUACUUCGUGCACAGCUACUACGCCGACCCGACCCAACGCGAUAACGUAGCCGGUGUUACCGAAUAUGGCGUGCCGUUUUGCAGCGUUUACGCCCGCGACAACGUGGUGGCGACCCAAUUCCAUCCGGAAAAGAGCGGCGUGAACGGCCUACGCAUCUACGCCAAUUUCGUCAGUCAAGCCGCGCGCGUUAGCGGUUAG
Molecule: messenger RNA, 642 nt
Organism: Geodia barretti
Lineage: Eukaryota; Metazoa; Porifera; Demospongiae; Tetractinellida; Geodiidae
Source: the annotation of a GenBank genome assembly